Molecule: messenger RNA, 888 nt
Organism: Morus notabilis
Lineage: Eukaryota; Viridiplantae; Streptophyta; Magnoliopsida; Rosales; Moraceae
Product: putative disease resistance RPP13-like protein 1
Exons: 2
Coding region: 1-888 (295 amino acids)
Biological process (GO): defense response to other organism
Molecular function (GO): ADP binding
Source: RefSeq, a predicted model, not a curated record
AUGCUGUUCAAUGAUGCCGAAGAAAAACAGCUCAAAGAUCAAAAUGUGAAGAAGUGGGUUGAUGAGCUCAAAGAAGUUAUUUACGAGGCAGACCACUUGAUGGACAAAGUGAAUUAUGAAGCUUUGAGAGGCAAGAUUGAAGGAGACGAAUCUGGAAGCAAACUUCUUUUGGAUAAAAAAGAUGUGCUUGGUUUGAGAGAAUGCGUUCGAAAUAGACCCCCGCAAAGAUUGCUUGCUCCUUUGUUGGAGGAAUGUGAUGUUUAUGGAAGAGAGGUUGAUAAAGAAGCUAUUGUUAAGUUAUUGUUGUCGGAUGAUGCAAGUGGGUGUAGGAUAUCUGUGAUUCCAAUUGUGGGAAUGGGCGGUGUUGGCAAAACUACUCUCGCUCAGCUUGUUUAUAGAGAUAGCAGGGUCCAAGAACAUUUUGAUUUGAUAGCCUGGGUGACUGUGUCAGAUGACUAUGAUGUUUUGAGAAUAACAAGAAUAAUUUUGGAGAUGAUCACGUCUACAAAAUGUGAUGUGGAGGAUCUAUAUCAGCUUCAAGAUGAACUGAAGAAGGCUCUAAUGGGGAAAAGAUUUCUUUUUGUUCAUGAUGAUGAUGUUUGGAAUGAAAAUUACAAUCUUUGGGAUCUCUUAAAAAGCCCUUUUCAAUUUGGAAAGCGCGCAAGUAAAAUAAUUAUGACAACGAGAAGUAAAAUUGCUGCAUCAAAGAUGGCAAAUCAUCAAACUUACGACUUACAAACAAUACCAUAUGGUGAUUGCUUGCGGUUAUUUGCAAAACAUGUCUUUGACGACUUAGAGUUUGACAUACAUUCGGAGUUGAAUGAAAUUGGGACUGCAAUAGUUCUAAAGGUAGUUUUCGGGAUGUCUUCCUCCUUAAUCUUCAGUUGA